Molecule: messenger RNA, 738 nt
Organism: Penaeus chinensis
Lineage: Eukaryota; Metazoa; Arthropoda; Malacostraca; Decapoda; Penaeidae
Product: involucrin-like
Exons: 3
Coding region: 1-738 (245 amino acids)
Source: RefSeq, a predicted model, not a curated record
AUGGAUAAAUCUGAGCAACAAAGAGAGUAUGAUGGGUAUAUUAAAGGUAUCAAGCUGGGGUACGACAUACUGCGACUCAGGGAACAGGCUGAUCUGUGGUGGGCUGCAAGAGAGGGCGAGAGUCACUAUGAUGAACUGCUUAUACGAAGGGGAAGGAGAGCGGACGAAGGGGCGGGGACGAGGCAGCUCCACCUGGGGAAUGAGAGCGACGAAGGGGCGGGGACGAGGCAGCUCCACCUGGGGAAUGAGAGCGACGAAGGGGCGGGGACGAGGCAGCUCCACCUGGGGAAUGAGAGCGACGAAGGGGCGGGGACGAGGCAGCUCCACCUGGGGAAUGAGAGCGACGAAGGGGCGGGGACGAGGCAGCUCCACCUGGGGAAUGAGAGCGACGAAGGGGCGGGGACGAGGCAGCUCCACCUGGGGAAUGAGAGCGACGAAGGGGCGGGGACGAGGCAGCUCCACCUGGGGAAUGAGAGCGACGAAGGGGCGGGGACGAGGCAGCUCCACCUGGGGAAAGAGAGCGACGAAGAGACGGGGACGAGGCCGCUCCACCUGGGAAAUGAGAGCGACGAAGGGGCGGAGACGAGGCAGCUGGGGAAUGAGAGCGGACGAAGGAGAGGCAGAGGACGACGUCACAGGGCAAGGCAGACGGACUGUGCCCAUCAGAUCACGCUCCAUUUUUUCCUUGCCAGAGUACGGCCCGAGUGCAAGUGGCCGGAUUUGCAAAUGAAUGAUUAA